AAAAAGACUUGAAUAAUUCAUUCUUGUCAUCAAAACAUAAUUACUCAUUAUCUUCUUGUAGAGAAUUUUACACAUGAGUCCGUUGUAGUCUAGUUGGUUAGGAUAUUCGGCUCUCACCCGAAAGACCCGGGUUCAAGUCCCGGCAACGGAAUAUUCCUUUUUAUUACUUCCAAUUCAAUGCAACGGCCGCAACCAUCCAUGAAAAGAUCAGACAAAUAUUUGUAUUGCCACCAAGUUUUGCUACGGACUAAUGGCUGUCGUCUUCCGUCACUUUCUAAAAUCACCACUUCCCUCCCUUUCAUUUUCUUCUUCUUCUCUUUGCCUUCUCUCUUCUUUCAGUUCACCUUCACCCAGGCCUCAAAUUUUUGCAUCCUCUUUACCAGCAUCAUCUCCCAUGGACAACACUCCCAGAAAAUUCAUGGAUUUCCCAUUUGUCACUGCCCCACAUAGGAACUUAAUGAUUGAUCUCGUAUCAACGGUGGAGAAUCGACUCCAGUCUCAGCUCAAACCAUGCACCCUACCUCCUGAUGUACAAUAUUACUACAACCAAAGUGGAACCUCCCAGGGCUCACUUCAUAUCAGAUCAGGUCAUAGCUCUUCCCAGGUUGAUUUCAUACUAGGAAGUUGGUUACACUGUGAGCUGCCAACAGGGGGAGCACUGAACAUAACAAGCCUUUCAGCAUAUGUGAAUGCUUCCACAGAUGCACCACAUUUCCUUAUUGAGCUCAUACAGAGUAGCCCUACAUCGCUCAUUCUGAUUCUGGAUUUGACCCCUCGAAAGGACCUAGUCCUAUACCCAGAGUACCUUCAGACUUUCUAUGAAAACACUCGGUUGGACUCGCUUAGGCAAACGCUUGAGAAACUCCCGGAAGUUCGACCCUACUACUCUUCAGCUCUUUACAUUCGAUGUAUCACUUCUCCCACAUCAAUCAUGAUCCGUGUCAACACAGAUGGAGCUGAACCAGGACGCAUGGAGGAGAUUGUAAAGCAUCAUGUGGAUCCUGUGGCAAAAGAAGCACUAGGUAUAUGGUUGGAUCAAUGUGCUUGUGGUCAAAGAAAUGUGGAUGAGGCAGAAAAGGCAUAUUUGGAAAAGAGGGAUGGAUUGAUUAAGAGCAAGACCAUUGAGAUUGAUAUUGGCUCAAGCUUUCCAAGGUUGUUCGGGCCUGACAUAGCAAACCGCAUAAUAGGGGUGAUGAGGGAGGCAUACGAGGGAUGAAUGCUAAAUGUAAGCUCAUUGUUGUACGGUAACCAUAUUCAUCGGUAUAUACGAACAUGGCAUGUUCUACCUAUUUCUCUCUCUCUUUUAUGGAAAAUAACUUAAAUAACUUGUCUACUUAGUU
Durio zibethinus is the source of this 1340-nucleotide messenger RNA. Its product is annotated as red chlorophyll catabolite reductase-like. Lineage: Eukaryota; Viridiplantae; Streptophyta; Magnoliopsida; Malvales; Malvaceae. Gene Ontology annotation, biological process: chlorophyll catabolic process. The record is from RefSeq and is a predicted model, not a curated record. Gene Ontology annotation, cellular component: chloroplast. Gene Ontology annotation, molecular function: red chlorophyll catabolite reductase activity.